AAGGCACAGCCAGCAAGGCUAGUGAAGAGACAGACAGAGUUCAAGUUCAACAGAGGGAGCACAACAACGAGGGGAAAAGAAAGCGGUCGAGAAACAAGGAGGACUUGGAUGUCCAAAGUCCAUAGAGUGAGUGCACUGACACAGCGUACUCGAGACUUGGAGAGGAAAGAAAAGAGCCACGGAAGUCGGGCAGCGACUGCCAGCAUAUUAUGUGUGGAGACAACACCUAUACCUCAAACGUUUUGCCAUUAAUUGACGAGCGUGUUUAAAUCAAUAUAGUUUAUUUAAAAAACGGAACGUUCAAUCAAGGUGCUUUUUAAGCUUUCUGAAAAGUGAGGUAUGAUGAGACAUGCAUUCAGUGCUUUAAAAACCCGAAUAACUGUGUAAAUAAAAUCCAUCACGAAAAUUCAGCAUAAUAAUAUAUAAACACCUUCAAAGUAAAGCGGACAUUCGAAAAUAUUUAUUAUUUUUACAGAGAGGACACCCGAAAACAGUGAAGAAAAAAACCCAACAACACUGUAAUGAACAACGUUUCAUUUCUGUUAGAGUUCAUUCCUAAAUCAAGAAGAGAAUGCGACUGCAACAAAAAGGGUUAUUGACGAGAAAAGCUUUCAUUUGAAUCGAUCGUAUUAUCUUCAGCAUUCAAUUUAUGGUGCCAUUGAUGAUAGAACAUACGCACGUGACUAUUUCAUUUCCUUCAAAACUAGAGGUCUAUACCCAUAAAAAGCAACAGAAAGGCUUAGAUUUUUGACCACCAAGUCUGAUCAUCGCGAACAAGUCAGUGCAUCUGCUAUGACUAUAGAGGGAAUUCUACCAUCAGUCAUUUUCAACGGUUCUCAGAUCAGCCAGACACUUGUUGUAGACGCACAUCCUACCGCCAUGAUAUCCCAACUUCUAACCAACGGACCAUCAUCACCUCUACCACGACCAGCCGCCCCCAACAUCAGUAACGACAUCACUGGGUACGAGUACGAGAGCCUAGACGAGUACCUCGCCGAGCUGAGCGACGCACGCGCACUGACGCUCCUUCCGGCCAUCCUGGUGCUGGGCGUCAUCAUGGUGUGUGGCGCCGUGGGCAACAGCCUCGUCUUCUACAUCUACCUGCUCAAGUUCCACCCCAGCUCCACCCGCUCGGCCAUCUUGGCGCUGGCGGGGCUGGACCUCCUCACUUGCGCCGUCAGCAUCCCGGGAGAGAUCCUGGACCUGAGAUACGCCUACAGCUUCAGCAGCGACACACUGUGCAAAGGUUUCCGGCUGGCGACCACGAUGACGCUGAUAGCCUCAGGAUUCAUCCUGCUGGUGGUGGCCGUGGACCGCUACCAUCGCAUCUGUCGGCCCAUGAGAAACCAGCUUACUGCCGCCGACGCCUGGCGACGCGUCCUGUUCGCCUGCCUCCUGGCCAUCGCCUUCUCCGUGCCGGCGCCCGUGGUGUACGGUGUGGCACGCGUGGCCACGCCCCUCCCCCCCUCGCACAACGAGAGCUUCUACGGCAGCGAGUGCUCCACAAGCCAGCAGUACCAGGGACACGCGCUCCCCAUCGCCUACAACGUCGUGCUGUGCCUCCUCUUCCUCGCCGCCUUCCUCACUAUGAUCGUCCUCUACGCGCUUAUCGGGCGGCAGGUGCUCCGACAAAUGCAGUUUCGCAGCAGCAUGAAGAACCGACGCGGCAGCAUGAUCAGAACGGAGCUGGGCAGCAACGGAGGCGGAAACACCACGGCAAGGCAGGCGGGCACAGCGUACGGCGAAGAAGCGGAGCAUUCCAUCUCCGACGGCGCCAAGGACUCUUCGCUACUACAGCAUGAGAUCAAGGCCGAGCCGGACCUGCCCUCCUCCAUCUCAGCCGGCGGACACUCCCUGCCCGGCAGCCCGACCAGCGUGACGUCAGCACCUCGCCUGUCUCGCAAGUCCUCGGUGCUCGGACGCUUUCGGCGGCGCACCCAGUCCGGCGACGCGCGCACGCGCAAGACCACGCUCAUGCUCUUCUUCAUCACCAUCGUGUUCGUGGCCAGUUUCCUACCUCACCUGCUGCUCAAGGUUAUGCAGGCUCUAAACAAAACCUUCGUGGAGAAUCUGAGCAUGGCUGGUCUGAUCCUCUACAACAUAUUCGUCCGCUCCUGCUUCUUCAACACGGCCGUCAAUUCGUUCGUCUACGGCUUCUGCAGCCCAAAGUUCCGGCAGGAGUGCAAAGCGCUGUUCAUUGUCAAACUCGCCUUCUGGGUCAAGAGGAGAAAGAUGUCCGUGCACAGCGACGACCUCGCUUAAACGGGUGACGACACGCAAGGGCCCGUGGGACAAUGCUUGCUCAAGCUGGUUCAGCUGAACUUCCACUUUGUCUUUUAAUGUGGAGCACAAGCAAGUCCAACUCGCUCAUUUACUCUUUAUAACAUAAACCACUCCGCAUUUGUAGGAUCGUCCCUCAGACUGAAGUUAAAGGCAAUGUUUUCAAAAUAAACUACCCCCCCCCCAAAUGAAUGUAGAUUAUGAAAGUUUCCCAUUAGAGUAUACCUUCAAAUGGGGAAAACAGAAGACGUAUUAUUAUGCCAUCUGAACUGUCCGUAAGACCUUUAGCGUGGCACGACAACGGAAGAGCAAUUCAUAGUAUCUACUGUUAUUUUAUUUGGAAUGUUGUAUUCAGUGCCCAAUACUUUUUCAUGAUACAGGAAGAUCAUUAACAUGUUAUUUCGGAGGUCUCUCUCUUCCAACUGAUUACGUCAUAUCAAUAUAGAUCUUCGGAGGUCUUUCUCUUCAAACUGAUGACAUUAUACCAAUAUAGAUCUUUCAAAGAUAUCUGAAUUACGAAAUGGCCAGGUGAGAUGCUCUCUACUACAAACAAAAAAAGGUUGUUUUCUUUUUAACAGUAACAGCAUCAGAUGUAGUUCCAAUUGCUUCAGCAAGGAACAGUAAUCAUUUUUUGGUCUUUAGAAGGAAUGGCUACUUUUCUUUGUACAUUAUACAUAUAUCUCAAUGACUAUGUUGUGUAAUAUAGACUCAGGUUAUAACUCGGGAAGUGAUGUUAUGUUGUCAAAUGACCUUUGAAAUUACUGAACGUCAACAGGAUAACUUUAUUGCAGAGUAAAGCCAAAUAAAUGUAUAUACAUAUAUAUGUAUUAAUUAUAUAUAUUAAGCUCAGAAUGGAUUUUUAAAAGUUUUGUGAUAUGAUAAUUGAUGGCACUUAAUUUUUAUUUUCUGUAAAUAAAAAAUAUCUAUCCCAAGACCUCUAA
Aplysia californica (California sea hare) is the source of this 3221-nucleotide messenger RNA. Its product is annotated as gastrin/cholecystokinin type B receptor. Gene Ontology annotation, molecular function: G protein-coupled peptide receptor activity. The record is from RefSeq and is a predicted model, not a curated record. The coding region runs from base 793 to 2262 and encodes 489 amino acids. NCBI's taxonomy places the organism in Eukaryota, Metazoa, Mollusca, Gastropoda, Aplysiida, Aplysiidae. Gene Ontology annotation, biological process: neuropeptide signaling pathway. The transcript is spliced from 7 exons. Gene Ontology annotation, cellular component: membrane.